Molecule: messenger RNA, 802 nt
Organism: Magallana angulata
Lineage: Eukaryota; Metazoa; Mollusca; Bivalvia; Ostreida; Ostreidae
Exons: 2
Coding region: 142-648 (168 amino acids)
Source: RefSeq, a predicted model, not a curated record
GUUGUAAUCUGUCGAAAAAGAGUCUACAUUUCUUUGUGACGAAAGUGGAUGAGGACAAGAUAGAGGCGGGUAGCACUGGACGACACCUGUUGUGGGUUCAGAUGGAGCGGUUUUUCUUGCUAGCAAACAAAGAAUUCUGAAAUGAAGAAAGAACUAAGGGAACAACAAAACGAAGACGAAGCCGAGGAAACCAAAGAUCGGGAAAAAGAAGAAAUAUCAGUAUCCACUCAAGAAUUCGAUAUCAUCUGUGAGUUCAUAAUCCCUGUCAAAGAGCAAUGUAUUCGGCUGCUAGGAAAAAUAGUUGGAACACUUCUAUUUCUGGUGAUCGCAGUCACAAUGUUGUUGUGGAAAAGAUCCAGCGACUAUGCCAGCGUUGAUCAGUUGGUGAUGUUCGUAUUCGUCUUUCUCCUGCCCAAAGUCGUCGAGUACUGCUGCAAAGAUCCGAACGAAAGUCAGACAAGGGAUUUAAAAUCCAAGGUUAAAGAGCUUUUGUGUAGAUUUGAGAACGGUGACUCCGUGAAAUUUGGUCAUGCGGACUUUGAUAAGACGAAUUCCGUGGUGUGUCUCUGGAAAUCGCUUUGUACAAUAGGAUCUGACGCGAAAGAACAAGAAAAAGAUACGACGACAGACAAAAGCAGUUGUGUAUAAAGUACAUAUCGUUGAUACAUAGAUAUUUCUUUUUACAAAGAUUGUUAUUGGGUUAUAAGAAGAAAUGUCUGACGGGAAAGCGUGUGCUUCCUACAUUAUGUACCUAGCUAGCUGUAUUUGCAUAUACCCAAGGUCAUUAAAAAUUUAGUUGAUA